Messenger RNA from Suillus clintonianus, 1176 nucleotides. RefSeq lists its product as uncharacterized. The transcript has 4 exons. The record is from RefSeq and is a predicted model, not a curated record. The coding region runs from base 1 to 1176 and encodes 391 amino acids. Lineage: Eukaryota; Fungi; Basidiomycota; Agaricomycetes; Boletales; Suillaceae.
AUGCCAGCUUAUCACGCCCCACUGUCACAUUUGCGUCUUGUCUUAUUCUUAUUCUUCCACCUCGCAAUCGACGCGAUGGCAGCAGCGCUCGAAAACCAAAGCCUAGCAAGCCUAUGCUCAGGACCAACAUUCGCCAAAGCCAAAUCUAAAUCAAUCCUCAUCCUCGCCAAAGCCAAAACAGGCCCUGGCACCGGCUAUCUCGUCGCCCACCGAAACACGCUUCCAGGCAUCUGCGCAUACCUCGCGUCAGAAGAAUCGCUCAUUGGCACGUGGCGCGUGGCGCCAGCCAACGAAGCCUUGGAAUGGAUGCGCGAAGCAGAGAGCAGUGUCCCUAAGAUCGACCUCCUCCGUACGCGCCAUCGCGCUAGUACAGUGACAUGUGCGAUAUUCUACUGGAUAUGCCAAAUCAUGGAGAUCCAGGGAGUACACGAAAACCCACUUUGUCAGGCCCAUAGCGUCCCCGUGACUGCGUUCAAGUCUGUCAUGAAAGCCCUCGACAAGGAUUGGGAUUCCGAUGCGCUCGUUGACCGUGUCAAAUCUCAACUACAAGCAAUCGCUUCUUCAGGUCCAUAUUCGAAUCCCCGCACUCGCACUCGCCCUUCCGUCUCGCCACAAAAAUCACCAUCCAAAUCCGCCAUGAAAACCAAAGCCAUACCACAGGAUAUCACUCCAUCAAAACCCCUCGCGCUCAAGCGUGCUGUAGCCUUCUCCCACAGUACCAUCGACGAUAGCUUAUUACCCGAGACCCCAACUAAAAGACGUCGGGUUGAGUCGCCUUCUAAAUCUGGGGCGAGCGUUUCGCGCCCCAGACACAUAACGGCGGCACAGGAAACAGGAUCCACAGCUGCGUUUGAACAGGCUAUGAGGGGAGAUUCCGGUUCCGGUUCUGGUUCUACCCCGCGCCGUGAACACCCAAAACUAGGUGGAGAGCCCACUCCAAUGCCUACUCCAACGGCAAUGGAAGUCGACGAACAGCAAGCAGAGACAGAGAUAGAGAUAGAGACAGAGCCUGCCCAGCCUCCUGUGCGCAACCGUUUCCGGCCAGUGUUCCUGGACCAAAAACAGUGGUGCAGUCGGGAUCCGAGGCUCGGUAAGAUCUGGGAUGCUGCUGUUGAGCAUCGGGUGCAGAUGAUGGGGCUUUAUGUGCAUCCGUUUGAGCGGUGGAUGGUGAGGUGA